GUCUUAACUCUUCCACUUCUCUCUCCUCUUUCGCGCGAAUCCAAUAAGCGCUACCAAUGAUAAAGGAUUCAUGGCACCAACGAAGAAACCUAGAACUAUGAAGAAUAAGCGGUUUUCAAGUGAAGUCUCUACCAAGAAAGAUGAAGUCGGCUCAAGUAAAAAUAAGCAACGGAAGAAAAAUAUGUCUGAUGAAUUAGGACCUAAAUGGAAAGCCGGAGAACUAAACCAGUUUUAUGAAGCGUACAGGAAGCACGGGAAAGACUGGACCAAGGUGGCUGAAAUUGUAUCUAGUAGAUCUGCUAAAAUGGUGGAGGCCCUUUACAAUAUCAGUAAGGCAUACCUAUCUCUGCCAAAGGAGUCAGCUUCUGCUGUUGGCCUAAUUGCAAUGAUCACAGAUCACUAUAGUAUGGUGGAAGAGAGUGAUAGUGAAAGGGAGAGAAAUGAUGUACCAGGAUCUCGACAACCUAUGAAACGAAAGUGUGGAAAAAUUCAGCUUAGUAUAUCCAAUGAUUCUGUCCAAUCUCAGUCAAUUGCUUCCAAGGAUGGUUGCCUUUCUCUAUUAAAGAAAAGACAAUUUGAUGGUAUCCCACCUUGGCCAGUUGCGAAAAGGACGCCUCGUUUCCCAGUUAACGACUCUAAGCCUGAUGAUAGGGAAAAUUAUGUUUUGCCUAAUAAGAGAAACCCAAAGUCAAUGUUUGAUGCUAAUGAUGACGAAGCUGCACAUGUUGUGACUAUGGCAUCAACUGAGGCUGCACAAAGAGGUGUCUCUCCCCGUGUAUCUCAAAAUCCAUACAAAAAAUCAAAGCAGGAGUUCUCUCUGGUUCAGAGUGGGCAAAUAAUGGUAUUUAACAGCCGUCCUGCAUGUUAUGCCAUUAGCUGGAUUCUGUUGGCUGUAUUAUUGCUUCAAAAGAUGAAUUUCGAUUUUGGUUUUGUGAAUAAACAUCAACAUUCAAAUACAAGCUUGUGGCAACUGGCAAGCUUUCUAGUUGACUUUCUUGUGUUCAUACCAUGUUUUAUCAAAUGUUUUCAAUAUUUGAAUCACCAAGAGUCUGAGACAGUUCCUGCCAAGUUUUAUGAUGCUUCUAUUGAUGAAGAGUACUUGAAAGAUAAAAGCUCUUCCAUGGAUGCUUUGCUCACUUUGGCUGACAUGUGUCUAUUGGUAUCAACAUCUACAAUGGAAUCUGGUAAGAAAGGAGUUUUUGGUAUAGGAGACAUCCCAUCUAAUAACCCAGUCUACACGAUAUUGAGAGCAUUUUUUGGAAUCAAAUAUUUGCGUAUUUUCAUGUUCAACUUAAAUUCCAUGAAUUUCUUGAUGAAAAUCUACUUCUUGUUGUUAGUUGCUACUCCUGUUCAUGUUUUUUGUUUUAGUCAUCCUGGGGGAGUUUACAUAUUUUCUUCUGUUCAAAUUCUUUUAUUUCAUUACUGUGUUCUCAUCCUUUUCCUCUCCCAUCUAGAAUCAUCUGUCCAGUUAAAGGAAGAAAAAAUGGCUCACAAAAAAGAUGAGAAGUCUGUUUUACCUGAAGGAAAAUCAACAAGGCAAAACAGAGAUAAAAUUAAACUUCAGGGUUUGAAACAGAAGGUUGAUCAUGCAGUCCCUGGAGUUGGUUCAUCAACUAAACAUAGAAGUAGACGUAAGACGAUUUUACAGAGACCAUUCACACCUAAAGAGAAAUCUUCUGAGAAAAUAUUGAAAAGUAAACAGAAUAAGAAUUUGACCCCGGUCCACGGUGGGGCAUUAAACAUUUUAGUUGGUACGUAUCAGGAAAAGCUUUCUGGUUGUUUGUCAUCUUAUAUGGUUCGUCGAUGGUGUAUGUUUGAAUGGUUUUAUAGCGCAAUUGAUUAUCCAUGGUUUUCCAAAAGGGAGUUCAUGGAAUACUUAAAUCAUGUUGAUCUAGGGAGAAUCCCAAGGCUAACUCGUGUUGAGUGGAGUGUCAUUAGAAGUUCCCUUGGCAAACCUCGCAGGUUUUCAGAACGCUUUCUUCACGGAGAAAGACAAAAACUUGAACAGUAUCGUGAAUCUGUUCGGAAAUAUUACGAUGAACUGCGGACUGGUAUCAGGGAUGGACUUCCAACAGAUUUGUCUAAGCCGUUAUGUGUUGGACAACGAGUAAUUGCUUUCCACUCGAAAAAAACAAGAGAGAUUCAUGAUGGCAGUGUGCUUACAGUUGACCAUGACAAUUACAGAGUUCAGUUUGACCGUCCUGAAUUGGGUGUUGAUUCUGUCAUGGACAUUGAUUGCAUGCCUUUGAAUCCAUUGGAUACUAUGCCAGAAACUCUGAGGCAGCAGAUUAGUGCUAGUAAUGUUCCUCGCAUAAGUAAAAAACCACACAAGAAAGGAAAUUCACGCUUUGGGGGGAACAUGACAUAUAAUUCAAGUGGACCUGUGGAGAAGGCACCCACCUCUUCAAGUACUUUAGCAUUAGCUAAGCCCAAAAAGGCACUGUCACCGGGGAAAUUGUUAUUGGAACUUAAAAAUGCAAAUAGUGAGAUAGUGGGAAACCAAAAUGAUGCAGACUGCUUUAAUGAUCGGAGGCUUUCAAGAAGCAUUACGCCACAUGUUAUACAGCUUAAGGAAGCCAGUGGACAGGUUUUUAAUGCUCUGUGUUAUUCGAGGAAACAUAAUACAGAGCACAUCAGAAACUCUCCGCCACCACAGAUGAAUCCCAAAGCAAGUUUUGACAAUCAUGACAGCCUUCCCAAUACAAUGGAUGGUUCUCUGGUGCAAGAGUUAGGGUCAGCUGUUGAAAUUAUUAAAGGAUCCAAACUUAGAGCACAUGCUAUGGUGGAUGCUGCAUUUCAGGCAUUGUCUUCGACGAAGGAAGGUGAAGAUGCUUUGACGAGGAUUGAACAGGCAUUGGAUUGUGCGGAUAAUCAGCAGCUGGCAACCAACUCAAGGUUACCUGUGAUUAGGUCCCAAGGGCAAAUUAGUGGAAGUUUUGAUUACCAUAAUCGGUCAAUUUCUCAUCCAUCGAAGCCUCUACUCAAUAAUGCAUCUGGUAGAAAACUGCAUAAUGAUUCUGACAAAGUUAAUACUCAAAUUCUCCUGGACCUCAUCACUUCCUGUGUCGCCACAGGGAUCACGAUACAGACUUGUGCCAACCAACAAUGUCCUCCAGCUGAUGUGACUCCAAUAUUUGAUACUGCUGUUACCAUCCUGCAUCCACGCAGUCUACGAAAUUUUCAUGUUUACAGAGAUAUUCAAAUGCACAUGCAAAGAAUUAAGAGCCAGAUUUUAGCCCAUAUCAAUAAUUGAUUCCUUUUCUCGCCUUCUUGUUGUUGUAUAUAGGAUAUGCUGAAAUAGAAGUUUCUGGCCAUCUAUAUCAUGGUCAACAGGGUCAAGCGCUGGAAUUAGUAUAGUUGACCAAUCCAGUUUUGUAAUAUUUCCUUGUCUCUUAAAAUAGCUUCGGAAUACGGAUAUUCUGUUAGCCGGGGGCACUCAACAUCCGGGUUAAAUAGGAAUUUUGCUUAUUCGCCUGUGGCUGCGGAAUAUUUUUGUUAAGAAAAAAACUGAAACAUAAUAAUCAUUAUCACGUACGCUUUUAAAUCUUAA
Molecule: messenger RNA, 3550 nt
Organism: Glycine soja
Lineage: Eukaryota; Viridiplantae; Streptophyta; Magnoliopsida; Fabales; Fabaceae
Product: protein ALWAYS EARLY 2-like
Exons: 17
Coding region: 71-3253 (1060 amino acids)
Biological process (GO): DNA-templated transcription; regulation of transcription by RNA polymerase II; regulation of cell cycle
Cellular component (GO): nucleoplasm; transcription repressor complex
Molecular function (GO): DNA binding
Source: RefSeq, a predicted model, not a curated record